UAGGUCACUUUUUUUUAAAAAAAAUUUAUGACAGUUUACUGGUUUAGGUCUAGUUGUUGUUCGGUCAUGUAUGGCUCGGUUUUUGGCGGUGAGGUGCUGUGUUUUGCAGCAGACCUUGGCAUUCUCGAUAGCUUGUCGGGACUCGAAGACAGUGACGUGUUCCCACUACUCCAUGCGCACGUUACCCCACACCCUCUCAUCUUCAGCUUCACGCUCCUCUCUGUGUCACAGAGAGAGAGAGAGAGAGAUAAGAAGAAGGCAAGACCAACUCUUAAGAAAACCCAAACCCAGCUGUAUCCCCGUUAUGGUCAAAUCACCAUCCCACACGUUAAACCAAAAGGGCAAACCCGUAAUCUCUCAGCGCAACCCACAACGGCCCAUUUCUUCAUGGGUGAGAGUGCAGACUGUGAGCUAUCUCUCUCUCUCUCUCUCUCUUUCUCUCGCUCUCUCAACUUGGAACUUGCACAACAGGGACAGAAGAAAACCGGGUUUCUGCAAAACCGCUUUCCUUUUGUGGUACAGUGAUGCACGAAUUGUUAUCGUACGCCAGGGAGUGCAGUGUUCUCUUAACGAACGCAUCCCAAUAAUAAGGGACUGUGUAAAAGGUCAAGACCAAGUACUCUUACUACUGAAAAAAGGCGAAGAACAAGGCCCCUACCAAAUCACCACAAAAUCUCGGGCUCCUUUAGCGGGAGGAAGCAGCCAUGCACUUUCCGGUACCUACUCACACGUAGUGGUAGGUAGACCAGCGUAGUAAAUAGCGUUUGGGUCACCUGGAAUAAUAGGGGUUUAGAGGGCGGUGGCGAUCGAUUAGAUUUCUGGGAUUGGGAAUAGGGUUUUUUCAUGCAAAGGCAAAGGAGACCCAUGUGAGCAAAGAUGGAAAAGGGAUAAAUGGGUUGGAGGGAGUCUGGUGAGAAAAGAGGGAUAAGGUUUUGGAUUUUCUGUGUUGGAUUAUUAAUGUUUUUUUCUUCUUCAGGAAUCUCAGUCAAUCUAUUACAGCAAGAAAACAAACCAUAGGGAGAAGAGGUAGUUUGCAAGAGGGUAAAGAUUACUUCUUUUUUGGUGUAAGAAUCCAAGCUGUGGCUUUGGCCCUUCCCUAAUUAGCUAUACCUCUGGUGCUUGUCUUUAUCCAGAGGAGUCCCGAAGAGUCUGCAAACGAAAAACUAACAGACAAGCUAGCUAGCUAGUUUAAGAUUUGGGUCUUUUUUUUUUUACCUUCUCCUUCCAUGGCGAAUCGAUGGUGGGCUGGAAAUGUUGCGAUGGGAGCUCAUGACUCAAUCACCGCCUCGACACCACCGUCUCUUCAUCUUAGAAACUCUGAAGCCGAAGAGCACAACAACAACAACAACACACCCACCAACAGCAGCACCAGCAACCCAAACAACACUCCACCUCAGAAGCAGGACGACGACCAGGACAGCCGUGACAACGAUCGAGAAGUUGACAAUCAAGACCCUAGCUCCGGCGGCCCCGACAGCCUCGAGCCUGGCUCCAGCAACCGCCGGCCCAGAGGCCGUCCCCCCGGCUCGAAAAACAAGCCGAAACCGCCGAUAAUCAUCACCAAAGAGUCUCCCAACGCUCUCCGGAGCCAUGUCUUGGAAAUCAGCAGCGGCAGCGACAUCGUCGAGAGCAUUGCCACCUUCGCACAGCGCAGGCACAGAGGAGUCUCCGUCUUAAGCGGCAGCGGCAUUGUUUCUAACGUCACUCUCCGUCAGCCGGCCGCGCCGAGCGGGGUCAUAACGCUCCACGGAAGGUUCGAGAUUCUGUCCCUAAACGGUGCGUUUCUGCCUGCCCCGUCGCCGCCGGGGGCUAGUGGCCUGACCGUGUACUUGGGCGGCGGGCAGGGGCAGGUGGUUGGUGGGACUGUUGUUGGAGCUCUGUUGGCUUCCGGGCCGGUGAUGAUCAUUGCGGCGACGUUCACUAAUGCCACUUAUGAGAGACUGCCGCUUGAGGAUGAGAGCAAUGAAGGGAUGCAAUUGCAACAGCAACAGCAGCAGCAGCAAUCCGGUGUGAAUUCGGCAGGGACCGGAGGGAAUUCGGGUUCUCAGGGCUUGAGUGAUCAGCAGCAACAAGUGCCCAUUUACGCUUUGCCUCCGACUUUGCUUCCAAAUGGUCAGAUGCCCCCUGAUGUGUACUGGGGUCCUCCACCGCCUAGACCUCCGCCUGCUUACUGAGGAAGGAACAAGGGUAGAUGCUUGGUUUGAUCUUCACCGACUCUUUUUGGUUUUGUGCAAAAUGUCUCGGCAGCUUCUUUCUGUAGGCACAGCAAGCAAGGUUAGACUAGCUAUUUUGUUCAUUAUAUCUUUUGCUUGUGAAGCAACUCUUAAUAUUUAGCUUGUUUUUAGGUUUCGGAUUAGCUAGUUAUGAUGUUUUAAAAUCUAGUGGAUGUCUUUGUUCCUUGUUGUUUCGAUUCAUUUCUUGUGGAAGAAGACAAUCACGAUGGUGUAGUGUAGGCAAAGAAGAAGGUAUUAAUCAAGAAACGGGGGUUAGAGCUCUUAACAUUUCAUUGCAAGUUUUUGUGUGGAUGAACUUCUUCAUUAAUAUGUCUCCUUGCAUUGUAUAGUUUAAGUAGCAAAUGAUGCUUACCUAGAAAGCAUAGUGUUGGAGAGAGAAUUGAGGAGAGAGAAUGGUGGGGUUAUUUGAUCUUGCAACGUAAAUUAAAUUGGAUGUCAUUUCAACCAGAGUUUUUUGAAAGUUGAAUUCCAGAAUAAGUGCGUACUCUGACAGCAAUCACAGCAUUAUUGUAUGGUUCAUCUGUAUAGAAUUUUCCAGAACUGGGUAGCCCUAGGAGCAAGUUGGCUUUGUCUGUUUGAUGCUUGCCAGGCUUUAGGGUUCCUGGCUUUUAUGAUUUGAGGGGUGCUUCUUUGACCAAGUAUACAUAAUUGCAACUUGGUCUUUAAAAACUGUUUAAGAAUCACUUUUCAAAUUCCAUUAUAUGGAAUUGGACUCCACUUACCACUGUGGUAGCCCCAAAUCUACGUCAUUGUUCUAUAAUUCUAGAGAAUUUCCUUUGCAUAUUGACAUAUAGCUAGGAAACAAAAAUCUAAAUGGUAAUAGCUUAUUAAAUUGGUCUAGAUUGAAGCAGGAGGCAGAUCAUGUGGCCUAGAUUAGGCAUUUUGAACCUUAUGAUUAUAUGAGGUAAAACAUGGAGAGGGGCUUUAGCUGCAAUCGUGGUGAUAUUGGUUAGGGCAACACGGCAUUCAUUGAAUUACUUGGGUAGAGCAAGUUCUUCAGCAUUAAUUACAUGCUGUUUCUUCCUUUUCUUUAAAUGUUUUGGGACCAAUUAUUGUUGUUCAUCAGAAACAAGUACGUUGGAUCAUUGUUCUAAUUUAAUAGUUGCAAGCAUUUUAGUUGCAAGUUCAGAAUUUGGAUAUGAACUUUUAUUGCUGUACUCUCCUUUCUCUGCAAGUACAGUUCUUUCUUUAACCAAGUUGUGAAGAGAUAAUUGAAAGUAUUGUAGCAAAGUUCUGAAUAUAUUUCCAGUUUAUAGAUAAGACAUAAUAUAGAUACAACUACUAACCUAUGUUCCAAACCUUGGAUAUAUGUUGAUAUAUACCUAUGUUACAUUUAAGAGAGAACCAAUAAUUUCUUUGCCCAGGUCAUAGUUGUUGAAACUAGUAGUAGUUCCCCCACUUUGGAAACUGAUGUUGAAAAAAUACAGAAAGCUGAAGUGGCAGUUAUUAUCUUGAAAUUUUGGAGGUCUAGAUCUUUGACUUCUGCUGUUAGGUGUAAUGUUUGACAUUAAGAACAUAUAUAUGAAGCUGUUACUAUUAUUUCAAA
Molecule: messenger RNA, 3780 nt
Organism: Rosa chinensis
Lineage: Eukaryota; Viridiplantae; Streptophyta; Magnoliopsida; Rosales; Rosaceae
Product: AT-hook motif nuclear-localized protein 15
Exons: 1
Coding region: 1227-2174 (315 amino acids)
Cellular component (GO): nucleus
Molecular function (GO): DNA-binding transcription factor activity; minor groove of adenine-thymine-rich DNA binding
Source: RefSeq, a predicted model, not a curated record